AUGCCUCUGCUCUACAACACUCGCUACAGCUCCAGGAGGAGAGUGUCCGUGAUGAUCGCUGUGGUCUGGUUUCUCUCCUUCGCCAUCUCCUGCCCCCUGCUGUUCGGACUCAACAACACAGCCAGUCGGGACAGCAGCAGCUGCAGCUUCGGGGACCCGGCCUUCGUGGUUUACUCGUCGGUGGCGUCCUUCUACGUCCCGUUCAUCGUGACGCUGUUGGUUUACGCUCAGAUCUGUGUCGUCCUGAGGAAGAGAGGGCGCCGCACCGCUCCCCCACGCCACAGCCGCCACGGUCCCCACGGUCCCCACACCGCACCAGCAGAGGGCGCUGACGCACAGAAGCACCGCAAGAACAAAUGCACUCAGCCCGAGGACGUGAAGCUGUGCCCCAUGGUCCUGAGGCCGUCGGGUUCUCACAGGAAGAAAGUGGUACGUUCCAUCAGCACCGAGUCAGUGUCAGGGUCAGUGUCAGGGUCAGAGUCAGUGUCAGUGUCAGAGUCAGAGUCAGAGUCAGAGUCAGAGUCAGAGUCAGUGUCAGAGUCAGAGUCAGAGUCAGUGUCAGAGUCAGUGUCAGAGUCAGUGUCAGAGUCAGUGUCAGAGUCAGUGUCAGUGUCAGAGUCAGUGUCAGUGUCAGUGUCAGAGUCAGAGUCAGUGUCAGAGUCAGAGUCAGUGUCAGAGUCAGAGUCAGUGUCAGAGUCAGUGUCAGAGUCAGAGUCAGAGUCAGAGUCAGAGUCAGUGUCAGAGUCAGAGUCAGUGUCAGUGUCAGAGUCAGAGUCAGAGUCAGUGUCAGAGUCAGAGUCAGAGUCAGUGUCAGAGUCAGUGUCAGUGUCAGUGUCAGUGUCAGAGUCAGAGUCAGAGUCAGAGUCAGUGUCAGAGUCAGAGUCAGUGUCAGUGUCAGUGUCAGAGUCAGAGUCAGAGUCAGUGUCAGAGUCAGUGUCAGUGUCAGAGUCAGUGUCAGUGUCAGUGUCAGAGUCAGAGUCAGUGUCAGAGUCAGAGUCAGAGUCAGUGUCAGUGUCAGUGUCAGUGUCAGAGUCAGAGUCAGAGUCAGAGUCAGUGUCAGUGUCAGAGUCAGAGUCAGUGUCAGAGUCAGAGUCAGAGUCAGAGUCAGAGUCAGUGUCAGAGUCAGAGUCAGUGUCAGUGUCAGAGUCAGAGUCAGAGUCAGUGUCAGAGUCAGAGUCAGUGUCAGAGUCAGUGUCAGAGUCAGAGUCAGUGUCAGAGUCAGAGUCAGUGUCAGAGUCAGUGUCAGAGUCAGAGUCAGAGUCAGAGUCAGAGUCAGUGUCAGAGUCAGAGUCAGUGUCAGUGUCAGAGUCAGAGUCAGAGUCAGUGUCAGAGUCAGAGUCAGAGUCAGUGUCAGAGUCAGUGUCAGUGUCAGAGUCAGUGUCAGAGUCAGUGUCAGAGUCAGAGUCAGAGUCAGAGUCAGUGUCAGAGUCAGUGUCAGAGUCAGUGUCAGAGUCAGUGUCAGAGUCAGUGUCAGUGUCAGAGUCAGUGUCAGAGUCAGUGUCAGAGUCAGAGUCAGAGUCAGUGUCAGUGUCAGAGUCAGAGUCAGAGUCAGAGUCAGUGUCAGAGUCAGAGUCAGAGUCAGAGUCAGUGUCAGUGUCAGUGUCAGAGUCAGAGUCAGAGUCAGAGUCAGAGUCAGAGUCAGAGUCAGUGUCAGAGUCAGAGUCAGUGUCAGUGUCAGAGUCAGAGUCAGAGUCAGUGUCAGAGUCAGAGUCAGAGUCAGAGUCAGUGUCAGAGUCAGAGUCAGUGUCAGAGUCAGUGUCAGUGUCAGUGUCAGUGUCAGUGUCAGUGUCAGAGUCAGAGUCAGUGUCAGAGUCAGUGUCAGAGUCAGUGUCAGUGUCAGAGUCAGUGUCAGGGUCAGAGUCAGUGUCAGAGUCAGUGACAGAGUCAGUGUCAGAGUCAGAGUCAGUGUCAGGGUCAGAGUCAGAGUCAGUGUCAGUGUCAGUGUCAGGGUCAGAGUCAGUGUCAGAGUCAGAGUCAGUGUCAGUGUCAGUGUCAGAGUCAGAGUCAGAGUCAGAGUCAGUGUCAGGGUCAGAGUCAGAGUCAGUGUCAGUGUCAGAGUCAGAGUCAGAGUCAGAGUCAGAGUCAGAGUCAGUGUCAGAGUCAGAGUCAGUGUCAGUGUCAGAGUCAGAGUCAGAGUCAGUGUCAGAGUCAGAGUCAGUGUCAGAGUCAGAGUCAGAGUCAGUGUCAGAGUCAGAGUCAGUGUCAGAGUCAGAGUCGGAGUCGGUGUCAGUGUCAGUGUCAGGGUCAGGGUCAGAGUCAGAGUCAGAGUCAGUGUCAGAGUCAGUGUCAGUGUCAGAGUCAGUGUCAGUGUCAGUGUCAGAGUCAGAGUCAGAGUCAGUGUCAGAGUCAGAGUCAGAGUCAGAGUCAGUGUCAGAGUCAGAGUCAGUGUCAGAGUCAGUGUCAGUGUCAGUGUCAGUGUCAGUGUCAGAGUCAGAGUCAGUGUCAGAGUCAGUGUCAGAGUCAGUGUCAGUGUCAGUGUCAGAGUCAGAGUCAGAGUCAGUGUCAGAGUCAGAGUCAGUGUCAGGGUCAGAGUCAGUGUCAGAGUCAGUGACAGAGUCAGUGUCAGAGUCAGGGUCAGAGUCAGAGUCAGAGUCAGUGUCAGGGUCAGAGUCAGUGUCAGAGUCAACCUGUUCUGUGGACUUGCAGACCCUGGUGAAGGAGGCUGUGGUGCACCCCCUGGAGGUGGAGCCGGGUCAGUUCCUGCCUCAGACCGAGCAGACCGGUCCUGCUGCAGGACACACCUCCUCGCUCCCUGGACACGCCCGGAUCUCCCUGUCCAUCUCCGUUGGCCCCUCCCCCAUCCUCCCGCCCACCGUGUCUCGCUCGGCCCUCACGCCUCGCUCCCCGACUCUGGACGACGGCAUGAGGGGCCGCGAGGGCUGGAGGGACCGCAGCAGCCGGGACCAAUGGGGCCGGGACAAGGACCGGGUCCGAGGGAGACUGUCCCAGCAGAAGGAACGCAAGGCCACGCAGAUGCUGGCCAUAGUCCUGGGAGUCUUCAUCACUGUCUGUCUGUACAGGACUCUUCAUCCCUGUCUGUCUGCACAGGAGUCUUCAUCACUGUCUGUCUGUAUAGGACUCUUCAUCACUGUCUGUCUGUACAGGACUCUUCAUCACUGUCUGUCUGUACAGGAGUCUUCAUCACUGUCUGUCUGCACAGGACUCUUCAUCACUGUCUGUCUGCACAGGAGUCUUCAUCACUGUCUGUCUGCACAGGAGUCUUCAUCACUGUCUGUCUGCACAGGACUCUUCAUCACUGUCUGUCUGCACAGGACUCUUCAUCACUGUCUGUCUGUACAGGACUCUUCAUCCCUGUCUGUCUGUACAGGAGUCUUCAUCAUCUGCUGGCUGCCGUUCUUCCUCACCCACGUCCUGAAGGCGCACUGCUCCAGCUGCUGCAUCACGCCGUCGCUCUACAGCGCCGUCACGUGGCUGGGUUACCUCAACAGCGCCGUGAACCCGGUCAUCUACACCACCUUCAACAUCGAGUUCAGAAAAGCCUUCAUGAAGAUCCUCCACUGCUGA
Messenger RNA from Knipowitschia caucasica, 3525 nucleotides. Lineage: Eukaryota; Metazoa; Chordata; Actinopteri; Gobiiformes; Gobiidae. The record is from the annotation of a GenBank genome assembly.